AUGGCGUCGAGUUUUGACCGGUGGGAAAAUGAUCCUUUCUUUAACGCCGCCGAAGAAGUUCAAGAUUCUGCAGACAGGAUGGAAUCUACGUAUAGAAUAUGGAUACACGCAACAAAAGAUGCGUCCAGCAUGUGGAACUCUGAUGAAUUGUGUAGAGACUUACGUACUGCACUUGGCACUGCCAAAUGGCAGUUAGAGGAAUUUGAGCGGGCAGUGAAGUCAAGUUAUGGCAAAGUCUCAAGUGAUGAAGCGAGAAGUAGGCACCGAGAUUUUAUCACUGCCAUUGAGGAUAAGAUAAUGAAAGUUGAGCAUUCGAUGAGUGAAUCGGUAGGCAAGGCGUCUCUGCCUUGGUUACGUUUAGACGAAGGAGAACAGAAUGAGCUUGCUUUGUUUCUUUCGGGAAUACCAGUAAUUAACAGCAGGGACAUUGAAGAUCCACGAUUAAGUGAUAACGUUUCACCGAGUCAUUGUUUGGAGGAUUUUCAUGUUUCAUCUGGAUGGGGUGAAUCAAAGGAGGAGCUACCACAUGGGCAUCGCAGGGCAGCCAGUGCUAGUGCUGAUAUUGGAUUUUGGAAAAUUUCAGUUCAUGAUGAUGCACAGCAGUGGAGUUCCUCUAGUUGUUCUUCUGGUCCAAUGCAUAAGGCACCUAGUUUAUCAGGAUUUAUUAGUUCCAUGGAAUCAGUCUCUAAGAUGAAGUGGCCUAGGAAUGGUUAUAGAAAGCUAAAAGGAGUGGAUCAUCAUAGAGAAACUGAUAGUACACUACUUCCAACAACUGAAUCCAAUAGGGGCAACAAUGCACGCUGUGAAAGAAGUAAGAGUGACCUUGAUAGUUGUGAUGAAUGCUAUGACAAGCAACUCUAUGGAUGGUGUGGUGCUAUUCGGAGACGGCUUCAAAGAUCUCAAUACCAAAUAAAAUACAGUCAGCCUGUUCGAAUAGCUGUUUGGAUUUCUUUUCUUCUUUGUUUUAUUGCUUUAAUUGCAUUCCACGCAAUGUAG
Molecule: messenger RNA, 996 nt
Organism: Sphenostylis stenocarpa
Lineage: Eukaryota; Viridiplantae; Streptophyta; Magnoliopsida; Fabales; Fabaceae
Source: the annotation of a GenBank genome assembly